GUGCUUAUACUUAAACGGUGGUUUUUUAGAACUAAUCAUAAAGAUAUUGGAACUUUGUAUUUUAUUUUUUCUAUUUGGGCAGGUCUAAUGGGUACUGCUUUUAGUGUUAUUAUUCGUAUAGAACUGGCUAUACCUGGAAAGAUGUUAGAUGAUGGGCAGUUGUAUAAUUUAAUUGUUACUGCACAUGGUUUAGUAAUGAUUUUUUUCCUAGUUAUGCCAAUAAUGAUUGGAGGUUUUGGGAAUUGGUUGGUUCCUUUAAUAUUAACUAUACCUGAUAUGGCGUUUCCUCGAAUGAAUAAUCUGAGUUUCUGGUUGUUACCAGUGUCAAUGCUUUUGUUAUUAGGUUCUGCUUAUGUAGAUGGGGGAGCUGGAACAGGGUGAACUAUUUAUCCUCCGCUGUCUAGGGCUCUUUCUCAUUCUGGUAGCUCAAUGGAUUAUGUUAUUUUUUCUCUUCAUGUGGGUGGUGCAUCUUCUAUUUUGGCGUCAAUUAAUUUCGUUAGAACUAGUUUCUUGAUGCGUCCGGGUGUUAUGGUGUUGCUGCGUACUAGAAUGUUUGUCUGAUGUGUAGCUGUAACCGGGUUCCUUCUUAUUGUAGCAAUGCCUGUUUUGGCUGGGGCUUUAACUAUACUUUUAACUGAUCGGAAUUUUAAUACUUCUUUUUUUGAUCCUGUAGGGUUAGGUGAUCCUAUUCUUUUUGUCCACUUGUUUUGAUUCUUUGGUCAUCCGGAGGUUUAUAUUUUAAUUUUACCGGCUUUUGGGAUUAUUUCUCAUGUGGUAAAAGUUGGUAGAGGAAAGUAUGAGUUGUUUGGAAAGGUUCCUAUAGUGUAUGCGGUUUUGUCUAUUGGUGUUUUAGGUUUUAUUGUUUGAGGACAUCAUAUAUUUACAGUAGGAAUGAACGUGGAUAGUCGUGCUUAUUUUAGAACGGUUACUUUAAUUAUUGCUAUUCCUACUGGUGUAAAAGUGUUUAGGUGAAUCGCUACGAUAAUGGGUGGUUUAGUUAAGAACUGGGCUAUAAUGUACUGGGCAGCUGGAUUCUUGUUUCUUUUUACUUUGGGGGGUUUAACUGGGAUUGUUUUGGCUAGUGCAUCUUUAGAUGUGGUUUUACAUGAUACUUAUUAUGUAGUGGCUCAUUUUCAUUAUGUAUUGAGAAUAGGGGCUGUUUUUGCUAUGUUUGCGGGUUUUCACUAUUGAUAUCCGAUGAUUACUGGUUUAGGUUUAAAUCCAGUUUGAAGAAAGGGUCAGUUUUGGAGAAUGUUUGUUGGUGUAAAUUGUACUUUUUUUCCUCAGCAUUUUUUAGGGAUAAGAGGAAUGCCUCGUCGAUACCAAGAUUAUGCUGACAGUUUACAUGGGUUUAAUAUGUUUUCUAGUUGAGGUUCUAUUGUGUCCUUGGUUAGGUUAUUUCACUUUUUAUUUAUUUUAUGGGAAAGUUUGUUGAGGCAACGUUGUUUAGUGUUUGCUCAAGUUCUAAACACGGAGGUUGAGUGGGCUUUCAAGGGUUUUCCUUUAAGGUUCCAUAAUCGUUCUCAAAAUUGCUUUGGUUUUUUCGGUAAAGGAAUUAUUAAGGGAUAA
Messenger RNA from Mercenaria mercenaria, 1569 nucleotides. NCBI's taxonomy places the organism in Eukaryota, Metazoa, Mollusca, Bivalvia, Venerida, Veneridae. The record is from the annotation of a RefSeq genome assembly.